This is a messenger RNA of Cynara cardunculus var. scolymus (artichoke), 1630 nucleotides long. Its product is annotated as myosin-11-like. NCBI's taxonomy places the organism in Eukaryota, Viridiplantae, Streptophyta, Magnoliopsida, Asterales, Asteraceae. The transcript has 10 exons. The record is from RefSeq and is a predicted model, not a curated record. The coding region runs from base 203 to 1411 and encodes 402 amino acids.
CAUUUCAAAUUAGAGGGGGUGAAACGCAGAUCUUCUCCUGAAACGAUUGACGAUCACUUUCCAAGAACCCUAAUAUAAAACUAUACGUUUUGAAAUCUGCAAUUCAGAUCUGCAUGUAAAGAAGUAUCGACAUAAUACUGUAGUCAAAGUGACAACACUGCUCCAACUAUUUGGUUUUGGUCUCUGAAUUUUUUUUCAAGUAAUGGAGCACGAAAAGAAGAAGAGACAAAAGAAAAAGAAGAACAAGCAGGGGAAAGUCAACGAGAGUGUAUCUGCUGGUGUUGGGGAACUGACUUCUGAAAAUAACAAUCAUGUCAAUGCGACUAAGCCGAAUCAUCAGAAUCUGAACUUUGAAAAUACAGAUGUCCAGAACAAGGGUUUGCAGCAAAGGGUUGUUGAUUCAGAUGAACAGCCUAUCAAUGGAGCCGAAACUGCUUCCCUAGAACAAAAAAUCGAAGAAUUACAUGAGCAACUGAACAUGCACUUACAAAGGGAGGCUGAUCUUGAGAGAAAUGUUUCACAAUCACAGAAAGAAAGAAACUUAUGGCAUCUUAAAGAGGCUGAUCUUGAGACAAGAAUUUUACAAUUACAAACUGAAAAAGAUUCUUGGCUCCAGAAAGAGGCUGGUUAUGAGGGAAAAUUAAAUCAGUUGGUUGAAGAAGCAUCCACUCUGCGUUCUACAGAGAAGUCAGCAGCAGAAACAAUUGCCUCUUUAAACAAGGAUAAUGCAAGAUUACAAGCACAGGUGAUUGAGCUGGAAGCAUCUCGAAAUGAUAUUUCUCACCAAAACCGGCAACUAAAAGAACAUGUAUUUCAUCUCCAGUCAAAGAUUCAGGAUCUCGAGAGUUCUGUGGCUGCCCAUUUAUCUUCUGAAAGGACAAUGCAUGUUACCGAAAAUGAAGACAUGAAGUCACAGUUGGAAUCUGCACAAGCACUUGUUGAGAAGUUGGUUUCUGAAAAUGAAAAGCUUGUUGAGAAGGUAAACAACUUAAAUGCCAAGCUUGACCUAAAGACUGAAACAACCCAAUCAUACUUGCCUAUCAAACCCGAGGAGGAUUUAAUAGUCAGAAAUUCGAAAGCUGCUGCUUCUGGCAUUGAUGAAAGUGGGACAGAUCCAAUGCCAUCAUCAUCAGCUGAAAAUCUAGAUGACAUGGGUGGAUCGGAAUCAGAUGAAGUUAUGGAGUCGGAGGUGAUUAGAUUAAAGAGCAAGAAUGUGGAUUCGAAUCUAAAUCCAAUUUCUUCUGGAGAAAUUGUGCAAAUCCCACUGGACGAGAAGGAUCCCACAUCAACAGCAGCUUCUGAGGUGGGUCUGACUGAGGCCCCGCUCAUUGGUGCACCCUUCCGGUUGAUAUCAUUCGUUGCCAGAUACGUGAGUGGGGCCGACUUGGUUCAGAAGAACCAGGAGAUAUAAGUUCCAUAAUUUUAUUUAUAUACACCAAGAAAAGAGAAGUGGGGUUUCAUAUAUGUAGCAAAACAAGUAGGAGAGAGUUUUUUGUUAUUUCCUUACUUAGAUGAUGAGAUAUAAUAGUGAGAACAGAUGAAGAAAAUUGGACUUGUAUUUGGAUGAAGCACAAUGGAUACCAUUUCUUUUCUUUGCUGCUGUGGAUCCCUUUGAAUAAAAAGUUUUUGC